CCGAGUCUGCCUCGUCCUUCAAGUACCGUAUGCUCGGGAUCGCACAGCACAAAUACACCGCCGCAACAAAGUACACUCUGUCUGCUUUAGAUCCACCACUACCUCAUCGAGGCUGCUCUCUCUUCACUUGCCCGCCUUGCACUUACAGUUAUAAUCCUCCUGGUGUCCUGAGCUAUUCACUCCUCACUCACUAUACGUAUUCAUAACAACCCCUCUUCGCCCGACCUUGCCUCCUCCCACUCCAACAAACAUUCUUUAGUUUCAACACAGCCUUACCAUUCUUGUUGUUCUUGUCCUACUCCUGCUGUGCCAAUAUGUCCAUUCGGGAUCAACCUACUCCGCCUUUCAAUUCACCAUAUCAACACGCAAUGAAGCCGACAUCGCUCCUUCAGUCUCCAGCCUAUCCUUCUCCUGCUCGCAGUGAGUGUGAGCCUUCGCAUUACCCUGCCGAAGGCCUUGGGCUCCACGGAUAUCAGUAUUAUCCUGCUUCUGGUGCCCCCUCUAGCGCAGUACUCUAUCCACCAUCGCCACAACCCACCGAGGCGUGGUCACACCUCUCCACUGGCGCUUCUCCCCUUAUAUCUGAGCCUCACGCAGAGUCAUGGAACUCGACAUACGAUACUCGCGCCGAACGAUCUCCCUUACCGUGGGGCCCGCAACACCCAUCCCAUCGUUCCUCUUUGUCUUCAGCAAGGGAUGUAUCUAUCUACUCUCGUGAGGAUUCGGAACAUGGAUUUCCACACAUCAAACUCGAACAUGGGAAUGAUUGGGCCGAAGAGGAACGAUCCACCCCAGCCCUUCGCAAUGCUGCAAUGACUGUCUCGCCUGAGCAUCUCACGACUGGAAUGUUCCCUCAUGAGCAUGUAUAUCGCUCGCCAUCCCUUACCAGCUACGAGGCCUCUGCAAUUGAUGGUUAUGAGAGCCGAGAGUACGACUCGGUGCAUUUGGAUGGACGAACACGGAGCCCAGAUUCGAACGGCAACUCAAAUACAUCCACAGCCCGAACUCGAGUGCGAAGGAAUCCCACCACCCGAGACAAUGCGAACCACUCUUGCCAUGUGUGCGGCAAGCUUUUCCAAAGGAGUUACAACCACAAAUCGCACCUGGAGACACACAAUCCUGACCGGAAGAAGGAGCACAUUUGCCAAGUAGAGGAUUGCGGGAAGAAGUUUGUGCGGAAGACGGACUUGGAUCGCCACCACAACAGUGUCCACAGAAAGCUCAAGAAGUUCAGGUGUUGCAAGUGUGACGCUAGCUUCGCACGCAAAGACACUCUUCGCAGGCAUGAAGAAGACGGCUGCCCCAGGCGAAAUGUGCUCCCCAGGACCCGAUCGGUGCGGUCAUCGAUGCCUUACUACCCCGGAUCAAGGUCCGAGUUGUACGAUAGCCGGUCACCACAGAUGUUCCGGGACCAGAGCUACGUGUCCAGCCCUAACAGCUUCUAAGGACAUGCAUACGAAAUUUUAAUGAGUUGGUCAUCUGUUUUCAAGAGCGUAAAGCUCGAGUUGGGAGGCACUUUUGAUUUUGCGUGACAUAGGUCUUGUCCAAGCACGGCGUUCUGUGAUUUGUAUGGAAUUUUUGGUGGAAUUUGUGUGGGAUUGUCCACAAUCUGACAGGAGAUGGACAUU
Molecule: messenger RNA, 1628 nt
Organism: Aaosphaeria arxii CBS 175.79
Lineage: Eukaryota; Fungi; Ascomycota; Dothideomycetes; Pleosporales
Exons: 2
Coding region: 315-1445 (376 amino acids)
Cellular component (GO): nucleus
Source: RefSeq, a predicted model, not a curated record